CAAAGCAAAGAGAGAGCGCCAUAGAGACAGAGCCAGGGAAAGAUGAAAAAGGAGGCGGGAGAGCACCGCGCUCCUGGUCCGCCCCCAAGUUGCAGCACGAGCCAUUUAGCAGUACGAGCUGGGCCAGCUGUAGAGCGCGCGGGCGCGUGUACGUGCCCCCCUCACUACCCCUGCCCCCACGCGGAGAAAAUCAUUACCAAAUACAGAGCCCGAGCACACGCGGAACGAUGGCUGCAGCAGCAGCAGCAGCAGCCCUAGGUUGUGUUUACGUCGCAGAGCACGAGAGCAGCACCACCUCGGGAGAAACGGACACCGCGCGCACCCGAUUUUUAAACGCACAAUCAUUUACGCGCAGUGUCUACGAGUGAACCCGCGAGGCUUCUUGCUACAAUCAGUCCUUUUGACGUCUCCUGCCCUCCGCGAGGAUCUUGAGCUGUCUUCCAUUCGGUUAAUCGUUGUUUUGGUGCGCAGCUGCAAGGGAGACCGACCAGCCUCCAGCAGGUAUCACAGAUGAGGAGCGCGAGCGAACCGUGGAAACGAGACCAUUCAUCUUCACCGUCAAAAUAUCACGCACGCGACGCCAGCGCGCUGUUACUGGAAUCUGGAACGGCCCAGUAGCCUCCAGUCCCAUCCCCAUCCAGUGGCGCUGCACUUAGCGGGGGAUACCCGAGAGCAUCCCUCCAUCCCACCCAAUCUAUCCCUCCCUCUCUCUCUUUCAGCCUCUCUCACCCCCAUCAUAUGCCAGAGCUCUAGGGGGUCUCAUCUAGUCAGGGACCAGGGGGGAGGAGGGAGGCUGUUCGUGGCCGCGGUAGACGCACCCUCCGCGUGGUGAGGCUGGGCUGAAGCGCCGCUGUGUCGGAGGAUGCUGCGGGAGUAGAGCGGCUCAGAGCGGAAGAUGGGGAAGGACCAGGAACUGCUGCAGGCGGUGAAGACCGAGGACCUGCUCACCGUGCAGAAGCUGCUGCAAAGGCCCCGGCCAGGGAAAGCAAAGCUCCUCGGUUCUGCAAAGAAAGUGAAUGUCAACUUCCAGGACACAGAUGGGUUUUCUCCGCUGCAUCAUGCGGCUCUCAAUGGCAACCUGGAGCUCAUCUCUCUGCUGCUGGAGUCACAGGCUGCUGUUGACAUCAGAGACCAGAAAGGUAUGCGGCCGCUGCACUAUGCCGCCUGGCAGGGGAAGGCAGAGCCUAUGAAGAUGUUGCUGAAAUCUGGUUCGUCUGUCAACGGCCAGUCAGAUGAAGGACAAAUUCCUCUCCACCUGUCAGCACAGCACGGCCAUUACGAUGUGUCUGAGAUGUUGCUGCAGCACCAGUCAAACCCAUGUAUCGUGGAUAACGCAGGGAAAACACCUCUGGACCUGGCCUGUGAGUUUGGCAGAGUUGGGGUGGUCCAGUUGUUACUGUCCAGUAACAUGUGCGCUGCUUUAUUGGAGCCCAAAAAAGGAGACACCACUGACCCCAAUGGGACGUCUCCUCUCCACCUGGCUGCCAAGAAUGGACACAUAGACAUCAUCAGACUGUUGAUUCAGGCUGGUAUCGACAUCAACAGACAGACCAAAGCGGGCACUGCCCUGCAUGAAGCUGCUCUCUGCGGCAAGACCGAGGCAGUGAGACUCCUGCUGGACAGUGGUAUCAAUGCCACAGUGAGGAACACUUACAGCCAGACUGCGCUGGAUAUCGUCUACCAGUUCACUGCAACACAAGCCAGCAGAGAGAUCAAACAACUGCUAAGAGAUGCAUCAGCAGCCCUUCAGGUUCGGGCUCUGAAAGAUUACUGCAACAAUUACGACCUGACCAGCCUCAACAUCAAAGCAGGAGAUGUUAUUACGGUUUUGGAGCAGCACCCUGACGGACGCUGGAAAGGCUGUAUCCAUGACAACCGAACAGGAAAUGACCGGGUGGGCUACUUCCCGUCCACCAUGGUAGAAGUCAUCAGCAAGCGCACAGGUUUGGCCAGCACAGUCAUUUGCACUCAACAGUUUCAAAAGAUACCGCUGGUUCCCCCGGCGACGGUUGCCCCUGCCAACGCGGUAGUCAACGGCAACGACACCACGUUCCAUCAGAUCCAUAUCCUGCCUCCACCGCCUCCUCCUCCACCACAUUCCCAUCAGCCACUGCUUCCACUUUUCACUUCCUUUGGCUAUAACAGGUCGCCCGUGACAACCCCACAGGGAGACACACCCACUGCCCCAGGUUGUCGCGGCUCAGAGGCAAGUCCUCACAGCUCCCCCACCCCAUCCAGCGGGCCCCAUGGAGGCUCCAACGAAGAGAUCUGGGUACUGCGCAAGCCCGUGGCAGGUGGAGACCGCAGCAGUGUGGGUAGUUCUGGCAGUGUCACCAGUGUGAGGUCGUCAGGCAGCGGUCAGAGUGCCGGCAGUGCCGCACACAUCCUCCAUGCACAGGCUGAGGGGGUUAAGCUUCUAGCCACGGUCCUGUCCCAGUCUGCCAAAGCUAAGGAGCAUCUGCUGGAGCAGUCCAAGUCGGUAGACCAACCUGCAGCAGGCUCUGCCAGCUCCUCACGGACAUCGAGCCAAUCGGGCUGUCCGCUCCAUGAAGCGCCGCCUUAUGACGCCACGGCAACCAGGAAGGGGGAGGUGCCAGGCGAGGGGAAGAGCUCAGAGGCCGUUGUCCAAUGGCUGAGUGACUUUCAGCUGCAGGUCUACGCUCCAAACUUCCUGGGCGCUGGGUAUGACUUGCCCACCAUUAGCCGAAUGACCCCAGAGGAUCUGACAGCUAUUGGGAUAACUAAACCAGGUCACAGAAAGAAAAUGACAUCAGAGAUUAACAAGCUAAAUGUCUCAGAGUGGCUACCUGAUCAGAAACCUGCCAAUCUAGGAGAAUGGUUAUCUGCCAUUGGUCUAAGCCAGUACCACCAGGUGUUAGUGCAGAACGGUUAUGAGAACAUCGACUUUAUCACUGACAUCACUUGGGAGGACCUGCAAGAAAUCGGCAUCACCAAACUGGGUCACCAAAAGAAGCUGAUGCUGGCAGUGAAGCGACUGGCAGAAAUGCAGCGUGGUUCAGAUGGGCGGGGCUCCCUCCGAAAGAAGCCCCCACCAAUCACACAGCAGCAGGAAGUCAUGUCAGUGGACAGCCCACCUCCAGACGAGGUCAUGUCUCCAAAGAUGAGCACCUUCCAGGACAGCGAGUUGAGCACUGAGCUACAGAGUGCCAUGACUCAACCAGGUCAGGAGGUCAAAGCUCAACGAACACGCAGCCUGAGCAAAGAUCAUGAUGAGGUGAUGACAGGAGGUGGGGGAGGAGGUACUGGGCCACCUAAGAAGGAGGCGCGGACUAUGAGGCAGCAGAGCAGCCAGGGAAGCACCUCCUCCCACAGAGGCAGUGUCUCCUCUCAAGGCAAACACCGUCACUCCCACUCCCAUUCACAGCCUGCUCCACCCUACACGCCCCCUCACACUCCUACCAAGACUAGAACCUCGUCUUCCUCCUCCACUUCCUCUGCCCAGAGCGCACCUUCCCCGCAGGCCAAACCCAAGCCGUCCCCCCAGUUCAUCCAGGGGGAGAGACCUCAGUCACCGCGCUCACACCCACCUCAGUCUCCAACCCACCGCGGGGCUCCAUGUAUCCAGCCUCAACCUCAGCCUCAGCCUCAGCCUCAGCAGCAGCCUCAGCCUCAGCAGCAGCAGCAGCAGCCUCUAGUCCAGCCACAGAACCAGGCACACAGUCAGCACCACUCACAGACACAGAUGAUGGAGGUCAGGGAGAGCCAACAACCACAGGUCCCUCUCCUCUGCCUCCCCCCAGAGGUUGAACUUGCUGAGGGAGAAGGAGCAGAGCCCUCGGCGCUCCAGAAGAAACGCGCUCACAGCCUCAACCGAUAUGCCGUGUCCGAUGGCGAAUGUGAUGAAAAAGCAGGAGGAGGAGGUGGAGGCGGAGAAGGAGAAGCAGAGGUAGUAGGAAAUCAGAGCUCAGCUGUCGUCAGAGGGGAGGGAGGUAAAUACGCCACAGUGACCCACCGCGUCAGCCGCAGCCACUCCGUCCGCAACCAGGAAAAGAACGCUAACCGCAACCAAACGCAGUCCUUUGCGCUGCGUCAGAAGAAAAAAGGCCCGCCCCCGCCACCGCCCAAACGUUCCAGCUCUGCCAUCUCCAGUUCCAACUCCAACCUGACAGAUGCCAACACACUGCAGCAAACACAUACUACCACAGGGGGGAUGCUGGACGUGCCUUACCACCAACAGCGGCGGGCCAGCGACCUCGGGGUGUCCGUGGAAACAGCUGCUGUGGAGACGAGCAGCAUGGGUAGCGUCAGGAGCAUCGCUGCCAUGUUGGAAAUGUCUUCUAUAGGGGGUGGAGCCAAAGGCAUGGCACUGCAGAAGAAUUUCUUGCAGGUGGGGAAAACACGGGAUGCCAUUGGUCUGGACGGUGAAGUGGUGAACCGACGGCGGACCAUUAGUGGCCCUGUCACAGAGCUGGUGGCAGCUGCCAGGCGGAACCAGCCAACUCCCUCUGCUCUCCCAUCUCCCUCCGUCCAACCUGAAACCUCCCCUCCCACUGUAAAUUCCUCCUCCCCCCACCCUCCGUCGUCCCCCCACCCCAGCUCGGGAGGCAGCAGCAGCUCAUCAGAGAACCUGCCAUUUGCGGAGGAGGGGAGCUUGACAAUCCGCCGCCAGGGUCGAGGAGAAGGAGAAGGACAGUGUGUAUUUUGUGUUUGUCUGCAGGGUGACGGCGAGGGUCCCCAGGGAGAUGGUGGUUACCCCCAGGAAGACAUCUCCAAUGUUGAGGCCACAGCAACCUUGAAGCGACGGCCCCGCAGCUCCAAGCCCCACCCCAAUGGCUCCGACUUCACCCUCCAGGAAUCAUCCACUGUCAAACGGCGGCCCAAGAGCCGCGACAAGGAGCCUGAGGGCUAUGCAGACAUGGCCACAGCUAAUGGAGAGCCUGUGGCAACUGGGCCACCAAACACCACGCAACCAGUACCCUAUCAGAAUGGCACUGCCACCAUGAAACGCCGCCCGGUGUCUGAUGCAGGAGUGACGGAGCAGCCACAACCUCUACCCCAACAACAACCUCAGCCGCAAGUGACUGCUGCUCCUCGCAGGGACAGUGUGGAUCAAGGAGCUCCAGUGGUCAAUGAAGGAGGUCCACAAAGGAAACCAAAGCCGCCAGUCUCCCCUAAGCCUGUGGUGGGGCAGAUAAAGAGACAAGGAGGCCCACAGACCCCCCCACAGCCUUCCUCCAACAAAAGAGUCCCGUUGCCAGGUCCUGGAACACCAGGAAGCCCAGUGGAAGGAAAGAAGAUACCUCCACCAGUCUCACCCAAACCAGUGCCACCGCCCACAGCACCCAAACCGGCCAAGCUCAUCCACUCCAUGACCAGUCCCCCUUCCCCAACCCCGGCCCCUGCCCCGGUAAAACAGCACUCUGCGGUGGCCCGACAGACCAGCUCACCGCCCUCUUUCCCCCCUUCCAACACUCCCAGCCCGCCAAAUGCCAAGCCACCGAGCCCGUCUGCCCAGAGCCCCCACACCCCGCAGACACCCACCACACCACAGACGCCCCAGACUCCCGCCACUCCCAGCCCGACCCCACCGCCCGUCAAGCCACCUCGAUCCUCCAUCGGGGGUGUGUCGGUGGACAGCGGGAUGGUUGGAGGUGGGGUGACGGCUCCACCUGCUACAACAACACCAGACUUCAGUGUGGAUUCUUUGGUGCAUCAGAAACUCGAGGAGACAAGUGCAUCGCUGGCCGCGGCUCUGCGGGCUGUGGAGGAUAAGAUACUGCGGCAGGAGGACUCUGUGGCUGAGCAGAAGACCACGGUUAGCAUCCUGGAUGACAUCGGCAGCAUGUUCGAUGACCUGGCCGACCAGCUGGACGCCAUGUUGGAGUAACCAUAGCAACCAGUCAGCAUGUCUCCACAGCAACGCUGCAACCGGCGUGACUCAGAUGGCACAACGGGCAACAUGCCUCUCUAUCUCUCUCUGUCUCUCUCUCCUUCUCUUCAUCCCUCUCUCUCUGUCGUGCUCAUCCCCUUCUCACUCUUCCCAUCACCUGUCUAUUCAUCGCUGCUCUGGAGAAAAAAAAAAACAAACUCUUUCAUCUUCCUCUUCCUCUCAUCUCCUGUUGCUGAUGAUGAAAAUGAUGAUGGAGCAGUGCCACAGGCCUGGACAGACAUGUGACAGAGAGAGUGCAAGAAAGAAGGAUGGAUGAGAGACACUGAAACAGAGAGGUUAAAAAAAGGACCAAAAACGACUGAUGGGGAGAGAAAUAAAAAAAAAAAAUUCAGAUGGAGAGAUGAAGAAAUGCAACAAAAUGGAGGAGACUGCAAUCAAAACAUGGGUCUUUUAAGAACUCCACAUGGACUUAAACAAAUAAACUAAUCUAAUACUGAUUGAAAAACCAACUGUGUAAUGACUCAUAGUAUGGUAUGUGUACAUUCUAAGCAUGGAGAGUUUAUAUCUACUGAAAAAGUCCUGCAUUAGCACACUAAUAUAUAAUAUACUGAUAAAUAUGAAUCUCUAGCUCUUUGGUUUGAUGUCUUGGUUCUGUGUGGAAUGGUGACCUCUGGUGUUGUGACGAUGUAAAUGACUUGGUGGAAAAAUUUUUUAUCUGUGACCAAAACGAGACUAUUCAGCUCCUACAGAAUGUGUGUGUGUGUGUGUGUGUGUGUGUGUUUGUGAUAAGGACAGUGUGACAGGUGUAUGAAUGUUAGCACUGGGUUCAGUUUGUGGAAUGUUGGGAUUUCAGGAUCAAAUACAGUUUUUUGUCCUGGCUGCAUCCAUACACUCUGCUACAUCCUCAUUAUCACCCUCAACACACCCUCUCUCUCUCUCUCUCACACACACACACACACACACACACACACGAGAAGCACAAUGACCCCUGCAGCCAACUUGCACACACACACACACACACACACACACACACACACACACACACAGGAGCCUGCACAAUAUAAACUAAAAUGAGAGAAGGGGAGGGACAGAGAAAACUGCAGCAAGGCUACAGCAGGUUGUCCUGGAAAGCAGAUGUUCAUCUCUGGGAUAAAGUUGGCACUAUAGAAAGUUUCAGAGAAGGAUUUUAGGAUGCAGUCAAUGGGGUAUAGGUAUAUGCAAGGUUUUUGCAAGGAAAGGUAGAGGCAGUAGAGUUCUUUAGGAGGAUGAGUCUUAGGGUCAAAUGUCAAAUCAGCCUUGUUUGGUUCAAACUCCCCCGCACAAUUCAACACAAGCACCAGAGUCAGAGCCAUGUGUGUAGAGAGUGAACUCAGCUUGACCCAGACACUUUCAAGUCAUUCCUGCUACCUGCUCGUAUUUCAGCAAAAAAAAACAAACAAAAAACAAGGGUGUAGCAACAAAUUCAGGUUUCCCACACCCCCACACAAAACUGAACGACUUCCCCAUUUAAAUUCAGUGACAUUAUAGAAACCUUUUGGUUUUUCCAGAAUUAGUGAAACACUGAUCCUGGCUUGUUAGGAUUCAAGGUGAAAAAUCUAAAUACUUUCAUGAACAUAUUCAUUUUCAACCAUUUUUAGGCAGGAAUACGCUGAUCCAACUUUUUCUCUUCCAAUAUGUUAGUUUAGGUUAUCAAUCCAAAGGAAAUACAGAAUUUUCUAUUGAUGCAAUAAUGAUGAAUUUAAUGUGGUUUGUUCCAACUGUCCGAUAACCUAUCCAGUCAAUAAGAUCAGUAUCGGCCCAAUGUCAGUGCAUUCCUACUUUUAAGAUCCUAUGUUGAUUCAUAAUUGUCAAAUUUAUAACUUUCCCAGAUCCCUGUGUGGGACCCCUGAAAAGAAAACAACCCACAAUGACGACACCUUAGUCUCUAUCUCUCUCAUCCCACACCCUCCCAACCGCCCACCCCCAGUUGCCAUGACAAUCUACAUCAUCACCCCCACCAUCUUCAUUGGCAUCACCGUGGUUACAACACAGUGUGUUGCCAUGACAGUGUUUUCAUGGGAUUAUUUUUAAAGAAAAAGGUGUUAAGAUGGAGCGAGCGGCAGCAGAGAUCUGUGAAGCUGGAUGUUUGGUUCAGUGCAAUGUCAAAUUCCUAAAACCAACAACAACCUGCAUCCAGGUGCAAUACUCUAAUAUUCUAUUUGCACCUUUGUCCUUUAAGAAAGUUUCACAGUCCCAUAGCAGCCACACUCCUUAUAUAAAUGAAUAAGAAUUCAGAGAAUAGUUGUGGUAUUUAAAUUAUGAUCACAUAGAGAUUAUAUAUAUGGAUAUUUGCAACAAAAAAAGAAGUGUAUUUAUGAUGUACGUGUCAUCCUGAAGACUAUUUUUCAAAGUAAACAGAUCUAAUCUGAGUGUUGAAUCAGUUUGCUUCUCCAUGCUUAAGUGGUCUGAGCUGAUGAAUCAUUGUAGGAUACCAUGUUAGGAUAUUCCAGGAAGCGUUUCUGUUUUUUGUUGUUUUUUUUUUCCUCUGCCUACAUGUGUACAUGUGUCCAGGUGUGGCCAAUGUUUAUAAUACAAGCAAUUCUUGUUGUUUAGUUGUAUUAUUUUUGAGUUUUUUUUUUUUUUUUAAUGCAAUGUUUUUUUUUUCCUUUCAAACAUGUGCCUUGCUUUGUGAUUUUGGUCUGAAUACAAUACAGUAGAUGGGUAUGUUCAUAUGGGGAUCUCUGUCUUUCCUCUGUUUUGCCUCAUUAUUUGAUGUGUCAUCAUAAAAAAUAUAGAAAAUCAUCAAAUGUAAUCAAAACCCAGUAACCAACAGUAGGGACAAAUUUAUUCCAGUAAGACAUUUACACUUUGGCCACUUCAUGUAAUGCAUUUACAUGCUUGGUGGAAAGUGCAACAUCUAGUUAGCGUGCUAUAUUCUAUUUUGGUAGUAAUAAAACAUUUAAGGAAAUGUGCUUACUCACUUUCUUGCAGCAAGGUAGAUGAGAAAAUUCAUGCCACUUGUAUGUACAAAAAAUAUGAAGCUAGAACAGGUUAGCUUAGCUUAGCUUAGCAUAAAGGCUGGUAAAGGGGGUUAAGCUAGCUAGCUCACUACUUAGCAUCUUGUUUUUUUUAAAUUCUACAAAAACAAAGUUGUAAAAAGGUGGUUCGUGUUUCCUUUGUAUGAAAUCAGGCAUGCUAAGCUAACCAUCUCCUAGCAGUAGUUUCAUAUUAAGAAUACGAGUGAGCAUAUUUCCCAAAAUGUUGAAACAAAUUUUCAAAACUUUCAACUGUAUAUUGAUAAAACAUCCCUUUAAUAAAAAAAUCACCAGUAAAAUGUUAUGUUAUGAUGGUUGGUCCCGCUGUUACCAGAUGUGUUAUAAAUGUUUUUACUCACAUUUUACUGACACAAAUCUGAAUAUUUCUGCCAUGGCACAUGGGCCAAAUUUUAAACUUGUGUUAAAAGGUUCUCUGAUAUGUCAAACCCAGUGGUUCUAUGUAAUUUUAAGUUUUUCCAGUCUACUUUGUGAUGCAUUAAGGCUGCGUAACAUAACUUAUAUGGUAACUUCACUUGUACAGAGGUAAACUCCGUCUCUAGCUCUGUCUCUUGUUGCAGACAUGCCUCUGAUCUUCCUACCUGACGGUUGCAGCUUAUAGCUAGACGUCCUUGCUUUUAAACGUGGUCCAACAUGUUAAAGCAACAUUUUCUCCUCCUUCCUUGGGUCUCAUUUUGGUCAUCUCUCAUGUUGUAGGUGUUAUUUUGAAGUGUAUUUGGGUGUGUGGGGAUCAGGCUACAAAGGUGAAAUACCAGACGGUGAAAAAACACAGAUGGUCAAAUAUGUUGUGGAGCAAAAGUAGUUCAUUUUCUUUCUUAAAAGAAAAAGCCAAGCUGUUUUUAUUUGAUUUUCCGCCUGUGCUUAACUGAACAGAUACCGGAUCGGUGUCUCCUCUGCUCUGCAGUGACUGUAUGUGAGUGCUUGAGAGAGGCUGAGUGUGUGUUAUGUGUUGCUCUGCUAUUGACUGUAUGAAACCUGUGUGUGGGUGUGUAUGUGUGUGGACAGUGGUGUGCUUGCAGUUACUGCAUCUUAUGGCCAUCUGCUCUGAAAAAAUAAAUGUUAUAUACAAACUG
This is a messenger RNA of Lates calcarifer (barramundi perch), 9956 nucleotides long. It is a transcript of the gene caskin1, whose product is annotated as CASK interacting protein 1. Gene Ontology annotation, molecular function: protein binding. Lineage: Eukaryota; Metazoa; Chordata; Actinopteri; Centropomidae. The record is from RefSeq and is a predicted model, not a curated record. The coding region runs from base 896 to 5848 and encodes 1650 amino acids. The transcript is spliced from 24 exons.